AUGGCCGCCGCGUCGUCCGCCACCUCCGUCCACGACUUCACCGUCAAGGAUGCAAGCGGCAAGGACGUCGACCUCAGCGUCUACAAGGGGAAGGUUCUUCUCAUUGUUAACGUCGCAUCCCAGUGUGGCUUGACCAACUCCAACUACACCGAGCUGAGCCAGCUGUACCCGAAGUACAAGGACCAAGGCUUUGAGAUCUUGGCUUUCCCAUGCAAUCAGUUUGGUGGGCAGGAGCCUGGCACCAAUGAUGAGAUCGUUCAGUUUGCCUGCACCCGCUUCAAGGCCGAGUACCCCAUUUUCGACAAGGUUGAUGUCAACGGCAGCAAUGUUUCCCCCCUGUACAAGUUCCUGAAGUCUAGCAAAGGUGGCCUUUUCGGCGACAGCAUCAAGUGGAACUUCUCCAAGUUCUUGGUUGACAAGGAGGGUCACGUUGUUGACCGCUAUGCCCCGACCACUUCCCCACUAAGCAUUGAGAAGGAUAUCAAGAAGCUGCUUGGGAGCUCUUAG
Messenger RNA from Triticum turgidum subsp. durum (durum wheat), 507 nucleotides. Lineage: Eukaryota; Viridiplantae; Streptophyta; Magnoliopsida; Poales; Poaceae. The record is from the annotation of a GenBank genome assembly.